AUAGAACAAAGUAUUUUUAUUAUGAUUCAUAACCCAUUAUCUAUUAUAUGUGCUGCACGAACAUGGUAUGAUAUAAGUUGCAGUCAUACCACUCGUGCAAAGUGGCUGAUCUUCCACCAUGGAAAGUCACAUGCAUUAUUUAACACAGUGAAGAAAGGUCCAAAGUUUUUAAUAUACGAUCAACUUAAAGCUUUGUUUUCUUUAAACAUUCUUCCAUCACGGUAUUUUGUCCAGCGUCUAAUAUUAGUAUUUGGACAGGUAGACGGUGAUCUUGUCAACAUGAAGAUAAGAAAUGAAAUAUCAGAUUAUGACAUUUCUCUAAUGAGAAAAACUAAAAGUUCCUGGGCUGCAGAUAUAGAUUUUAAUGUUUUUUAUUGCAUUCUAACAAAAGCUCAUGAGCUUUAUGGUAAAGAGAAUCUAAAGAUUAGGGGAAAUGAUAUGGAAUUGUUCCAUUUUCUAUCCGGAGGAUCUAAAAAUUUGGCUGACGCGAAGAUUAUUCUAGAAAACAACUAUGAUAAGAUCUCUGAGCUUAUUAGUAUAUAUAGAUUUACUCCAUUUCCCAGAAGACCAAAUUUCUCAG
Messenger RNA from Racocetra persica, 580 nucleotides. The record is from the annotation of a GenBank genome assembly. Lineage: Eukaryota; Fungi; Glomeromycota; Glomeromycetes; Diversisporales; Gigasporaceae.